AUGGCAUUUGGCGGACAUUUUGCAGCCAAGGAUCGUGUCAAGAGGUGGAGCAUCCCUCCCAUCGUCCCCAAGGGCUACCAAGCCAAGGGUGAAUACAAGACCAUUAAUGGCCUGAAGACAUACGUGACGGGCCCUGAAUCCGCGACCAAGGCCAUCCUAGUCAUCUACGAUAUCUUCGGCUUCUUCGACCAAACCAUCCAAGGAGCCGACAUCUUGUCCACCUCUAGUGAGCAAAAGUACCGCGUCUUUAUGCCCGAUUUCUUCGAGGGCCAACCCGCCGACAUCACCUGGUUCCCGCCGACAACGGACGAGUACAAGCAGAAGCUCAGUCACUUCUUCCAGACUAAGGCGGCCCCGUCAUCCACCCUGUCCAAAAUCCCCGGAGUCGUGUCCGAGGCUAACCAGCUCGCUCCCGGCGGGAAGUUUGAGUGGUCCAUUCUCGGUUACUGCUGGGGCGGCAAGAUCACCUGCUUGGCUGCUGGCAAGGAGAACAAGAUCUUCAAGGCAGCGGUGCAGUGCCACCCGGCGAUGCUGGCACCCGACGAUGCGAAGAGCGUCACGGUGCCCAUGGCCAUGUUGGCCUCUAAAGAUGAAAAACCCCAGGAUGUAGCCGAUUUUGGCAAUAACUUGCAGGUCCCACAUUACGUGGAGACGUUCUCGACCCAGAUCCAUGGCUGGAUGGCAGCGCGGUCGAACCUGGAUGAUGCGGAGGUGAGGAAGGAACCAAUCAAUAUGCAGGGUCAAGACAACCGGCACCUCGGCACAUCAGACCAUCGGCCUUCAAAUGAAGCUGCCGUGAUAACCGAUUAG
Molecule: messenger RNA, 810 nt
Organism: Aspergillus tanneri
Lineage: Eukaryota; Fungi; Ascomycota; Eurotiomycetes; Eurotiales; Aspergillaceae
Product: dienelactone hydrolase family protein
Exons: 5
Coding region: 1-810 (269 amino acids)
Molecular function (GO): hydrolase activity
Source: RefSeq, a predicted model, not a curated record